GAACCCCUCUCUCCCCCAGUUGUAUUUUGGCGUUGACUUUGUUACGUCAGCUGUUUCUCUGCUGUCCUGCAGUGUCCGUGUUUUUGUAGCUGAAAGUGUGAAAAACUGACUCCGUUGCAAUGGAUAGUCGGAUUUAGGAGAAUACCUCAGUUUGGAAAGCACAAGAAAUCUUACAAUCCCACUCAAGUUAACCAAGGAUACGGAAUUAAACGUCUCUGCUUGGUAACUGCAUUUCUAUUUUCGGGUGGGAUGGAAGGACACUUCUGCGUAAGGGACUCAUUUAUGCAGUGGUUAGAUCUCUGGCUAGCAGAGCUAGCUAAUGUGCAAAUGCUAACUAUAAAAACAAUCAGCUAGCUACAAGAAACGAUUUGCAUGAACGUCAGUGGAUAGGUUGACUCGUUUAGCAUAUACAAAUGCAUUCCGUCAGCUUAUUGUAAUUUGUGUAUUUUACUAAAUCGAAUCACUUAAAAUGGAUUAAUGGAUAGUUUACAAUCUAGCUAGCCAAUUUAGCUAGCUGAUUAGCUAGCUAUGGAUUGUUGUUGUGUUAGCUGACACGCUAGGUUUAGCUGUCCAGUUAAAUCAACAUAACACUUGUCUUUGAAAAUGUGGUGACACGUAUUUAAUGGUAGUCAGUACUGUACCCCUAGUAUGGGAAAUAUAUCCCAGCAAGCUACUAGCUAGUUGAUGGGUUGAGAUGUAACUUGACUUCCCAAUUAAGAUGUAGCACGAGACAGCUGAAAGUUCAUUCUAGUUUGUUAGCUAGCUCAGCUCAUUCCUCACAGGAAAGAUUGCAAUUUGACAUUUAUUGCAUGAGGGGGUGCCCAACAAGUCAGGCAAUCAUGUCUAGUAAAGCCACGACUAAAGAGAAGAAAUCUGGUAGCUUCAGCAAGAAACUCUUCAGACGAGGCUCUGUGCGCUCCGUGGGUAGUUUUAUGGGCAGAGUCCUCAGGACCCUGUCAACCCUGUCCCAUUUUGGAUCAGAUGGGCAUGCUAUUGAAGGUGACAAAGACGACGGGGGUUUCACAUUAUUCAAAACUGGAGGUAAAGAUUCACCAGCUUUGGAUGAUAGUGACCGUUUCCUCGGAGAGAAGGUCCCUGGAGUGUCUGGUCUCAAAAACCAUGGUAACACUUGUUUCAUGAAUGCCAUCCUCCAGUGCCUGAGUAACACUGAACUCUUUGCUGAGUAUUUGGCACUGGAACAAUACCGGGGAGACGAGGAAACGGAUGAGGAGAAGGAGAAACCAAAGACAAACGGUGUGCAUUUGGGGAGGAAGGGCCCUCAUGACAGAGGCGAGGUGACAGAGCAGCUGUCUGGACUGGUCCGGGCCCUGUGGACAUUUGAAUACACCCCACAGCACAGCAGGGAGUUCAAAAAUGCUGUCUCAAAGAGUGCUUUGCAGUAUAAAGGCAAUGCUCAGCAUGAUGCCCAGGAGUUUCUGCUCUGGCUUCUGGACAGGGUACAUGAAGACCUCAACAACCAUCCCAACAACAGGCCUUCCAUUAAGCCACCAGUGGAAGAGGAUGAUGGGGGUCUAGAGGGGCCUUCUCUUCCACUCUCUACCGGUUCAUUUGUGCAAGAGCUAUUUCAGGCCCAGUACAGGUCGUCGCUCACCUGCCCGCAUUGCCAAAAACAGAGCAACACCUUUGAUCCUUUCCUCUGCAUCUCCCUUCCCAUCCUCUUACCUCACACAAGGCCUCUGUAUGUGACAGUGGUCUACCAGGGGAAGUACUCUCACUGUAUGAGGAUCGGCGUGGCCGUGCCCCUGAACAGCACCGUGUCCAGACUCCGAGAUGCUGUGUCACGUGAGACCAAGAUCCCCCUGGACCAGUUUGUUUUGACGGAGAUGUACUACGACGGUUUCCAUCGCUCCUUCUGUGAUGACGACGACGAUCUCGAUAUCAUUCAGGAGAGCGAUUCCAUCUUUGCCUUUGAGACGCCUGAGAUGUUCAGACUAGAGAACAUUCGAACCAAGAGAGGGAGUCUCCUUGCCAACCUGAACCAGAACAACUUAAAGUUUGGGAAUGAGAUGAGCAGGACUCCAUCUUUCAUGCAAGGAGCCGUGAUUCCUGCCACUGCGUCGGCCAAUAAGAACACAGGGGCCGACAAGAUGGUCCUGCUGAUCUGUAACCGAGCCUGCACCGGUCACCAAGGGAGGAGGUUUGGUCUUCCAUUUGUUCUGUACAUGGAUCGCACUGUGACCUGGGAUAUCCUGCAGAAGGAGAUCCUGGAGAAGAUGCAUCACCUGCUCAGGCCAGGAGUUUACAUUCAGGUGGGGCCCUUCAGCCUACGAGUGGUUGGUGUGGUUGGCAUCACAUACCUCCUGCCCCAAGAGGAGCAGCCUCUCUGUCACCCAACAGUGGAAAGAGCGUACAAGUCCUGUGGCCAGGGGGGGCCGCCGCACGUCAAGAUAGUGGUGGAGUGGGACAAAGAGACCAAGGAUUAUCUGUUUGGGCUCACUGAGGAAGAGUACAUCCCUGAUGCUGAGAGUGUGUAUCUACACAGAGAGCAACACCAUCAGCCCCAGGCCUGCACCCUCGCUCAGUGCCUCCAGCUCUACACCAAAGAGGAGCAGCUGGCCCCGGAUGAUGCCUGGCGCUGCCCACAUUGCAAGCAGCUGCAGCAAGGCCGCAUCAAGCUCAGCCUGUGGACCCUGCCUGAUGUGCUCAUACUGCACCUCAAGAGGUUCAGACAGGAAGCUGACAGGAGGGUGAAGAUGCAGAACAUGGUGCGGUUCCCUCUGCUUGGCAUGGACAUGGCUCCUCACAUGGUGAAGAGGUCCCAGAGCAGCUGGAGCCUGCCCUCUCACUGGUCACCAUGGAGACGACCCUACGGCCUGGGGCGUAACCCUGACGACUACCUGUACGACCUGUACGCCGUCUGCAAUCAUCACGGAAACAUGCAUGGAGGCCACUACACAGCUUACUGUAAGAACUCUGUUGACGGCCAGUGGUACUGCUUUGACGACAGUGAGGUCCAGCCCGUUGCUGAUGAUGAUGUGUGUCAGCAGACGGCCUACAUCUUGUUCUACCAGAGGAGGAACACGAUCCCCUCCUGGUCCGCCAACAGCUCCGUAGCAGGCUCCACCAGCUCAUCUCUUUGUGACCACUGGGUGAACCGUCUCCAAGGCAGCAGGCCGGCCAGCCUGGCUUCCGGGGCCUCCUCCAGACGCACCUCUCUGGCCUCCCUGGGCGAGUCGGUGGAGUUCACCACAGGGGACCGCAUUGAAGAUGACGGUGGAUUUUCGACCCGUCCCUUUGUUCGGAGCAUCCAACGUCAGAGCUUGUCUUCCAGGUCAUCCAUCGCCAGUCCUCUGGCCUUCAGUGAGAACAGCAUGAAGCCCUCCUGGUCCCUCUCUGCCAAGCUCCAUAUGAGGUCCAACUCCCCCUCACGCUUCUCCCUGGACUCACGCUCCUCUCCCCCCUUGGAGAGGAUAGGAGAAAGGGGAGAGGCCUGUGAUGACAAGGUAUCCACGUCUUGCUUCGGUAGCUACAGCCGGCAUGAGCGCUACCCUGGUGGCAGGGCCCCCUUGGCCAUGAUGGAGGGGAACAGCACCGACCAGGACCAUGGCAGGAGGAUCCUAGACGAAGUCUACUGCAGGGCCCCCACGCCGGCUGAUAAGAGCUCCAAGAGUGACCCGACGGACAACAACAACCAGAUAACAGCCCUGAACCAAAACGCACAAGCCCCCCUGUCGAAAGAGCAGAAACGCAAGAGCAGCACCGCCGGAUCUGCCCCAAAGUUAGAGAGCGCCAGGUCCAAAAAGAGUUCCAUCAAGUCUGAGCCAGAGAAAAACUCCAAGAAGCGCCAGUGUUCGUCCUCCACCCCCAAAUCCUCUACAUCCCAAAUGUCUUCCAGCCCUGUGGUAAAGGGCCCCAAGGCGACCACCUCUAAAGACAAGACCACCAGCAGCGGCAGUGCUACGCCCGCCAGGACCCCGUCCAAAAAGAAAGAGUCUUUGUCUUCCAAGGGUCCUGACUCGGCAGAUGGAACCCCCCAGCGCAAGCAACGCAUCUCCACACCGCUGUCCUCCGCUUCCCCCUCCCCCACCAUAAAGAAGAGUGCCUCUGGCCUUGAGAAGACCACCUCUGGUCGGAAGAAGCUGCUGGAGAGGAGCUGCAGUCGGGACUCGGGGUUAGUAAGCCCUCUGGUUGAUAGACCACGCUGGGGCAGCAACGCUGCAGCCAGGACCCCCACCAAGACUACUGCGGAGGGGGUCCGUCCAGAGAGGAGGUUUUUGCGGAGUUCCAUCAGCAGCUCCUCUGUCACCAGCCUGCGCUCCACCAGUGUCUCCUGCAGGGACCCUAGGCACAGCAGCAAGUCAGAGGACAAGGGCCUGUCGUUCUUCAAGAACGCCCUGCGCCAGAGAGAGUCCCGUCGGUCGGCCGAUCUGGGUAAGACCAGCAUCCUGGCCAAAAAGGCAUCUGAGAGGACAGCCAGGCGGAGCGUUCAGGAGGGGGAUGGGUCGGCCAGUGCCUCAGAGCAUCAUGUGAACAAGGUUGUCAUUGAGGUAAAGGAGUCCUCCAAGCCCUCCACCCCAGUCAGACGCUCUCUGUUGCCUGUUAUAGGUAAAUCCAAGUCUUCCACUUCUGAAUCCAGUCUUAAUUCUCCCCCCAAUGGGAAAAAGCCUCUUGAGAAGCAGGCGUCCUCCAGAAAUCUUUCUGCCAGCAUGCAGUCUUCUGCACGCCCAACACAGAAGCCUCAAUGACAUCAUAUAUCGAUAGCAGUCUCGUUGUUUUAUGUAUGCAGCAUUUUUUUCCCCGUGUGCCUAAGAUAUAAAUAUAUAUAGAUUGAGAGAGUAUAUUAUUUAUAUAUAUA
Messenger RNA from Oncorhynchus tshawytscha (Chinook salmon), 4816 nucleotides. It is a transcript of the gene usp31, whose product is annotated as ubiquitin specific peptidase 31. Gene Ontology annotation, biological process: protein deubiquitination. The transcript is spliced from 16 exons. The record is from RefSeq and is a predicted model, not a curated record. Lineage: Eukaryota; Metazoa; Chordata; Actinopteri; Salmoniformes; Salmonidae. Gene Ontology annotation, molecular function: cysteine-type deubiquitinase activity. The coding region runs from base 810 to 4706 and encodes 1298 amino acids.